This is a messenger RNA of Ascoidea rubescens DSM 1968, 939 nucleotides long. It is a transcript of the gene HEM25, whose product is annotated as Hem25p. Gene Ontology annotation, cellular component: mitochondrial inner membrane; mitochondrion. Gene Ontology annotation, biological process: glycine import into mitochondrion. The transcript has a single exon. NCBI's taxonomy places the organism in Eukaryota, Fungi, Ascomycota, Saccharomycetes, Ascoideales, Ascoideaceae. Gene Ontology annotation, molecular function: glycine transmembrane transporter activity. The coding region runs from base 1 to 939 and encodes 312 amino acids. The record is from RefSeq and is a predicted model, not a curated record.
AUGUCAAACAAUAAACCAAACUCGAAAACCCAUUUAAUUGCUGGUUUUACAGGCGGCUUGUUAUCUGCUAUAACACUUCAACCUCUUGAUUUAUUGAAAACGAGAAUUCAACAGCAAUCAGAUUCCACGAUAUUAAAAAAUAGUAAUCUUAUUCAUAAUAUUUAUAAUAUCAAAAAUGUUAAAAAUUUAUCAAAUAUCUUCGAAUUAUGGAAAGGCACUUUACCCUCAGCUUUAAGAACUUCAAUUGGAAGUGCUUUAUAUUUAACUUGUUUAAAUUAUUUCAGAUCUUCUUUAGCUAAAAAAAACUUUAAUCAAAUUCAAAAUCAAAAUCAAAACUUUUCUUCAUCAAAUUUACCAAAACUAUCAAUGAAAGAAAAUCUAUUAACUGGAGCUUUAACAAGAGCAUUUGUAGGUUUUUUAACAAUGCCUUUCACUGUUAUUAAAACAAGAUAUGAAUCAACUCUUUAUAACUAUAAUUCUUUAAAUCACGCAAUCAAAUCAAUUUAUAAUGAAAACAAUUUACCAACAAAAGUCAAUGGAAUCAAAAAUUUUUUUCUAGGUUUUAAUGCAACUACAGUUAGAGAUGCUCCAUAUGCUGGUAUAUAUGUCUUAAUUUAUGAAAAAUUUAAACUAAUUUUAAAUAAUUAUAAAAAUAAUAAUUCCUUAUCAAUAAAUUCUUCAUUAAUAAACUCUUCAUCUGCUAUAAUCGCUGCUAGUUUAGCUACAACUAUCACUGCUCCUUUUGAUACAAUUAAAACAAGGAUGCAAUUAAAUCCGAAAACUUACAAUUCUUUUUUGAAAACAUUUAAAUUAAUCUUAACCAAUGAAAAGUUUAAAAUUUUAUUUCAAGGUUUGAGUUUAAGGUUGACUCGAAAAGCAUUAAGUGCAGGAAUUGCAUGGUGUAUCUACGAAGAAAUCGUUACUAAAUUGACAAUAUAG